Messenger RNA from Urocitellus parryii (Arctic ground squirrel), 2404 nucleotides. RefSeq names its product cytoskeleton associated protein 4 (gene Ckap4). Gene Ontology annotation, cellular component: rough endoplasmic reticulum. NCBI's taxonomy places the organism in Eukaryota, Metazoa, Chordata, Mammalia, Rodentia, Sciuridae. The record is from RefSeq and is a predicted model, not a curated record.
CGGCUCGGCUCGCGCGGCCUCCCUUCCCGGGAGGCGGGGUCGGCGCCGCGGCGGCGGAGGCAGGCCCCCUCCUCCUUCCUCCUCGGCCGGCCUCCUUCCUCGGCCGCCCGCUCUCUCGGCCGCGCCGACGCCAGCAGCGCCCGCGUGCCGCCCGCCCGCCCGGCCCCGGCGGAGCCCGUGCAAGUUUCCGGGCCGCGCGCCCCUCGCUCGCCUCGCCGCCCGCGGCCCCCGCCGCCGCCGCCGCGCCGCCAUGCCCUCGGCCAAACAAAGGGGCUCCAAGGGCGGCCACGGCGCCGCGAGCCCCUCGGAGAAGGGCGCCCACCCGUCGGGCGGCGCGGAUGACGUGGCGAAGAAGCCGCCGCCGGCGCCGCAGCAGCAGCCGCCGCCGCCCGCGCCGCACCCGCAGCAGCACCCGCCGCAGCACCCGCAGAACCAGGCGCACGGCAAGGGCGGCCACCGCGGCGGCGGCAAGUCCUCGGCCGCCGCCGCCGCCGCCUCGUCCUCGGCGACCUGCUCGCGCAGGCUCGGCCGGGCGCUCAACUUUCUCUUCUACCUCGCCCUGGUGGCGGCGGCCGCCUUCUCGGGCUGGUGUGUCCACCACGUCCUGGAGGAGGUCCAGCAGGUCCGGCGCAGCCACCAGGACUUCUCCCAGCAGCGGGAGGAGCUGGGCCAGGGCUUGCAGAACGUCGAGCAGAAGGUACAGUCUCUGCAAACCACAUUUGGGGCUUUCGAGUCUAUCCUGAGAAGCUCCCAACAUAAGCAAGACCUCACAGAGAAAGCAGUGAAACAGGGGGAGAGUGAGAUCAGCAGGAUCGGSGAAGUUCUGCAAAAACUCCAGAACGAGAUCCUCAAAGACCUCUCUGACGGCAUUCACGUGGUGAAGGAUGCGCGCGAGCGGGACUUCACGUCCCUGGAGAACACAGUGGAGGAAAGGCUGACGGAGCUCACCAAGUCCAUCAAUGACAACAUCGCCAUCUUCACUGAGGUCCAGAAGAGGAGCCAGAAGGAAAUAAAUGACGUGAAGGCGAAGGUCGCCUCUCUGGAAGAAUCCGAGGGGUACAAGCAGGACCUGAGAGYCCUGAAGGAUGCGGUGAAAGAGAUACAGACCUCUGCGGAGUCCAGGGAGAGGGACAUGGAGGCCCUGAGAAGCUCCCUGCAGACCAUGGAGUCUGAUGUCUACACCGAGGUCCGGGAGCUGGUGAGCCUCAAGCAGGAGCAGCAGGCGUUCAAGGAGGCGGCGGACUCGGAGCGCCUGGCCCUGCAGGCCCUCACCAAGAAGCUCCUGCAGUCCGAGGAGUCCACCUCCCGCCUCCCGGAGGAGAUCCGGAGGCUGGAGGAGGAGCUCCGCCAGCUGAAGGCUGAGUCCCACAGGCCGGAGGAAGACGGGUCCUCCAGAACCCCCGACGCCUUAGAUGCGCUCCAGAAAGAGAGUCGGGGUCUGGACUCCAGGCUCCAGAACUUAGAGGAUGAAGUCCAAUCCGUGCAAGUGGCUUCUGCACGCCAGACCGAUAGCCUGGAGUCGCUCCUGACCAAGAGCCAGGAGUACGAACAGCGCCUGGCUGCGCUGCAGGAGCACCUGGAAGGCCUGGGGUCCUCGUCCGAGGCAGACAAGGACAGCCUGGCUGGCACCGUGAGGAGCCUGGGGGAGGCCCAGCUGGCGCUCUACGGCGACGUGGAGGAGCUGAAGAGAAGCGUGGGCGAGCUCCCCAGCACCGUGGAAUCGCUGCAGAAGGUGCAAGAGCAGGUGCACGCGCUGCUCAGUCAGGACCGAGCCCAGGCCCAGGCCGCGCGUCUGCCCCCUCAGGACUUCCUGGACAGACUCUCUUCUCUAGACAACCUGAAAUCCUCAGUGAGCCAGGUGGAGUCGGACUUGAAAAUGCUCAGGACUGCUGUGGACAGUUUGGUAGCCUACUCGGUCAAAAUCGAAACCAACGAGAACAACUUGGAAUCAGCCAAGGGUCUACUAGAUGACCUGAGAAAUGAUCUGGAUAGGUUGUUUGUGAAAGUUGAAAAGAUUCACGAAAAAAUCUAAGUGAAUUGUGUGKCCAGGGCGCGGAUUUAUAGUCCAUUUUCUCAUGACCAAAAAAAUGUGUUGUUUCCUCCCAUGUGCCCUCCCCCCCCCAAGAGCAGUGGACACCACCUGAACACCAAGGCAUUGCAUUCUGUGCCCAGUUAAUUUAUUUGCAAUCCUUACCACACACCAUUGGUUUCUUAAGUCCUCUGCUUCUGCUUUGGGUUGUUUCCUGAAGGCCCAGCCCCGGUGCACAAGAGGUGGCUUUUAAAAGGGAUGUGUCUAGUGUCAGAAAAAUGACAGUGGCUUCAAUUGAGGAUUAACAGAAGCAGAUUAACCUUCAGAUACCCUGUCUGGCUGGCAGAUUUCAAGUUACCAAAAAAAAAAAAAAAA